AUGGCCACUGAGCCUGCUCAGGCUGCUCAGUCUGCUCAACCUGAUCAACCUGUUCAACCUGUUCAACCUGCUCAACCUGCUCAACCUGCUCAACCCACAAUCCCACAGGCCUACAUAGACGCUGCCAAAGAUGCGUUUGCCAAAGACAAGCCCCUCACAGAUGAUCUCCGGCCGGGCACGUUUUUCGAUGAUCCCAAUUACCUAGACAGCCUGCCGCAUAAAGCAAAGGCCCUGAUAUGCGCGGUCCAACAUGCUGGAGACCACCCUGACAGGCCCGGCCUGUGCCACAUUCAAUCCGACCUGGCUCUCACCCAAUACAUCGCCACGCAGGACGACGAGCAACUAUCCAUGGCCUUUGCUUUGGAGGCCAUGUCUCUGCGCUACGUGCCUGCCGCACACCCCGGCCGAGGCAAGUCCAACAACCACAUGGGUCGGUUGUAUCAGCGGAAGUGGGAGAAGACCAAAGACAUCGCUGAUCUGAAUGAGGCGAUCAGGCAUUACAAAGUAGCGGCAGACACUGGGAAGGAGACAGAUGCUAUUCUGAGCGAAUGGGCCUGCGAUGUUGCCGUUGUAUGUCUGAACCGGUAUUCAGAGACAAACCAGGCCAGCGACAAGGAGCAAGCCUGUCGGUAUUUUGAUAGAGCGAUCGGGCUGGCUGGAGAGUCGGCAACGCGUGCCAGACACCUCUCGAACAAGGGGGAGUUUCUAUACCGCACGGCGUCCGGCAGCGAUGAGGAAAGAGUUGUGCAGCUCACGGGGUCGAUAUCGUGCCACGACCAGGCAAUUGAUUUUUGCGACGCACACCCAGGGCUUUCGUCCAAACCGUAUGCCCCAUACGGGAUGAUUCAUCGCAACGCUGCGCGGGCGUAUCUCGAACGGUUCACCAUACAGAAGACCGCGGAAGACUUCAACAAGUCAAUCGCCCUCUUUGAAAAAGCUCUCACGUACGAGAAUCCAGGAACCCACGAAUGGGAGCUUUUUACGAACGAGCUCGCCAAUGCACACGAGAAGGGUGCGCAGAUCUUUGGCGACGCAGCGGAGGAGGAAAAGGCGCGCGAAGUAUGGCGUAAAGCGAUGGAAUGCGCCCCUGCUUCAAUCACCGUCAGGACCAAGUUUGCUGAAUUCUGUCGCAACAAGGCAGAUCGGUGUUCAGACCGCAUCGUUGCCCAGGAUCUACUCACACAGGCUGUGACUCUAGCUGAAGACGCCGUCAAGGCGCUACCACCUGGACAUACAUCGCCAGGACCAGCUCAUGCCUGUUGCGCCUCCAUGCACUACAGCAUGUACGAGUUCACCGGCGAGCUGUCCGACCUCAACCGAGCCGCAGAAUCCGCACAGCAAGCCACACAGGACCAGGCCAACGAGAACCUAUGGGACUACUAUCGCCUCCUCGCCCAGAUUCUGGUUGUGAGAUUCGAGCGUCUCAGGCAACCACAAGACAUGGUUGCGUGUAUCUCUGCUGCCAUGAGUUCUUUCUCCAAAUGCCGGCCCACCGACCAUGAGAGCCAGAGCCACUGUCUAUGGGUCGUGGGCAAAGCGACUCGGGCAAUGUACGACACCACACAACUGCCAGAGAUACUAAGAAAGGUGGCGGUCGCGUUUUCGCAAGCGAGUCAGCUCAUGAAAAAGGAUCUUUCCUCUCGAGCCUUGGUGCUGAAUGACCUGGGGAAUGCGUAUUCUCGACUGUUCAGCCAUGAGGCUGUGCCAGAGCAUCUCGAGAAAGCCAUCGAGACGUACAAGGAAGCGUUGCAGGUGCUGCAGCAGGUUCACAAGGGCUACGAACAUGCUGAUAUCCUGAUGCUGAAUGCAGCACUUGGGUACGUGAUGAUCCAAAGAUUCAUCCACUGGAGGUCCGAUGCCGACAUCGAAUCGGCCAUCAAAUACUAUCGGCGAAGCCUGCUGCAUAUGGACGAACACCAUCCGCGAUAUGCUAUACGGGUUGGUAAUCUCAGCUACGCCCUGCAGCUUCGUUUCGAUAUCAAUCGACAGCUCGAAGACCUUAAGGAAACACAGAGGAUGCUCAUCACAGCACUUGAAGGACCGGUCUCACUCAGCGACGACCUGAAAACUGGACUCGCCACCCAUGUUGGCAACGCCUAUCUGACUUCGUUCAAGGCUACUGAGCAACUGUCGGACCUGGAAAACGCGAUCGACUACUAUAACAAGGCUAUAGCGGUCGGCGGCGCGGCCUCAUCGGCAUCUCGUGGAAUGGCCAUGACCAACAAGGCUAUCGCUCUCAAGAAGAUCGCACAGGCCACCGGAAAUCUGGUAGACUUUGAAUCAAGUGCACGAGCAUUCGACGAAGCUCAGCAAGUCCUGAGUAGAGACGACCCGCAUUACUGGGAUUGCAUCUCGACCCAAGCCGAGCUGUUCUACACUAUGUACGAGCGCAACUUGGGCCCUGAUGCCAAAAGCCAUGGUCUCAAAGCCCUUGAUACAUACACACAGACUGUGCAGGUAAAGGCGCUGUCGCCGGCCAUUCGCAUCACCGUCGCGUCCCUCAUCGCCAAACUUUACAACGACAUGCUCCAAGACCCCGCUAAAGCCCGCGACUACAUUCUUAUGAGCCUCGAGCUUCUCCCGGAAGCUAUCCUCAUGCACACCAACAGGUUGGAGCAGUUGAAGUUCGUGCGGGAAUACCAGUAUGUCCCCAGCAGCGUCGCUGCUUUGUCACUCGGUGCAGGAGAUCCUCCAAACAUCGUGAUAGAUCGGCUGGAAGCCGGACGGGCUUUCAUCUGGGACCGCAUUGAAGGACGGCCUACCCAGCUUGACGAGCUUGAGGCCGCAAACCCUGAACUUGCUGGAAGGUUCCGCACUCUGCAACAGCGACUAAGCCAACAAGGCUCGUCUGCUCGGCAACUUGGGGGAGUCGACUUGACGUCCAUUUCUCCGGAUGAUGCGAAUCGGCUGCAGCGGCAGCGCGACUCGGACGCGUAUCGCCAGGUCCUCGAACAGAUCAGGGCUUUGCCGCAGUUCGGAUCGUUUCUCAAGACCCCAGACACUACCCCGGACCUUCAGACGUACGCUGCGGAGGCUCCUAUUGUUUUUAUCAAUUGCAGCGCAUACCGAAGUGACGCAUUGGUGAUAGCCAAAGACGGUGUUUACCAUCUGCCGCUUCCUUCCUUUGACAUGGAGGAGGUCAAGGUGUACACUGCGCGAUUAAUGAUGGCACAGCAUGAUUUUUCCAAGGGAGAAGAGCAAGCGAAAUGUCUCUCCGAGUAUCAGGCGGUCAUGAAGUGGCUUUGGUACGCUGCCGCAAAGCCGGUCAUGGACAGCAUCGAUUGGAGCAAAUAUGAGCGUGGGCCAUUUGGAAAGCCACGAGUCAUCUGGGUCUCGACCGGAUGGAUCAGCGUUCUACCUAUUCAUGCUGCUGGAGACUUCGAGACUCCCUCUGACGGCAGCGAGCCAAUGUCGGUGCAUGACAUGGCCGUGUCCUCGUACACGAAUUCUCUGAAGGCGCUGGACUUUACCCGACAGAGCGCUCGUCGAUUGGGAACACAGCCAAAUUCCAACUUGGAGGCACUCAUUGCGGCCAUGGCGACAACUCCAGGUUUAGGUCCGGACGGGGAUUUGGACGUCGAGCCAGAAAUUCGUGCGAUCGACGAGGCUCUCACGCCUUCGUUCCACAUCAAACGGUUGGACCAACCCAACGCCGCCUCUGUCAUACAGCAGCUGUCGAGUUCAACAAUAGCUCACUUCGCCUGCCAUGCUCGCGCUAAUCGCAAAGACCCUUCCCAGAGCGUCAUCAUGCUCCAGGAAACACCUACCAAGCCAUCCCCGCUGUCGGUGCGAGCGCUUCUCAAACUCAGUCUACAGAACUGCAAUCUCGUCUACUUGUCGGCCUGCGAAUCCGGAGCAAGCAAAGAUCUGGGACUCCGUGACGAGGGCAUCCACAUUGCCGGUGGGUUCCAUAUCGCCGGAGUACCGCAUGUUAUAUCGACACUGUGGAAGGUGUCCGAUUCCGUUUCCGCCGAACUUGCCGGGCUGUUCUACGCAAAGCUGAAGGAGCCUGGUCGGGAUGUAAACUUUGCUCUGGCACCCUUUGCACUCCAUGAGGCGAUCGGGGAGAUGAGACGUCGCGGGGUGCAUCCCAUGCUUUGGGGUCCAUUCGUUCAUUCAGGACCAUGA
Aspergillus terreus NIH2624 is the source of this 4128-nucleotide messenger RNA. RefSeq names its product CHAT domain-containing protein. Gene Ontology annotation, molecular function: protein binding. Bases 1 to 4128 code for a protein of 1375 amino acids. The record is from RefSeq and is a predicted model, not a curated record. Lineage: Eukaryota; Fungi; Ascomycota; Eurotiomycetes; Eurotiales; Aspergillaceae. The transcript has a single exon.